CAAUCCUGGCGCGCGAUGACGCCACUCGUCCAAGUGAAGCCUCCUACUGUUCAUAGAGGAAUGUUAAACAAUCUUAAAGUCUCACUGAUCAAAUUUAGUGAUUAUAUGUUCAAAGUGUGUCGGAGUUCACACUGCGUUUUGUUUCUUUUCGGUUGUAACAUAUCGGCGGAGGCAAGAAGGAUGGAACAGGAUCCGUCCGUUCGUAGUCCAGCGCACUGCGAACCCGUAGAGCCAAGCGUGUCGCCGAAAGACAAACAGAGUGUUGAGAAAGCGGCAACAUACGGUAAAACCCUCCCAGGUCACGCAGCAAAAUCGCUCCCUCCGUCGUCACCCUCCUCCGUUUUCGGGCGUGCCAAAAUGACUGUGUGUGGGCCGGGCAGUAAGACACCCAUCUCUCCAUCAUCCUCCGUAAUGUCCUCUCCCCCGUCCACGUCCAGUCCUCCGCCCAAAGUUCACCGAGCUCGCAAGACCAUGAACAGACCCCCUCUCUCACAGGUGCGCACUGUCCAGACCGCUGUAACUCCAGACAGACCAAAAACAAGUAGCACUUCAGACACUGAUACAGUGGUAAAGAAGCAGAAGUUGGACACCGACUCCACAGCGCCCCCCGCAGAAAAGUCAGACAAAUCCUCAGAGCAGACGGAGACCGUACCUCCUUUACCUGUGGCGGAGAAGGCGGAGCCUGUUGCCCCGGAGACCAAAGACCUGAGCUGUGGUUGGCUGGAGGAUCUGGAUGAUGAUGCGGACGAAGAAGAUUUUCACCUGCUGUACAACAGUUACGCAGGAGACGACGUCAUCUUCUCUGACAGCAAGUCUGAAGAUGGGAUGAUGGAGGGAGAGGACGUGCAGAUCGAGGAUGAUGUGGAGAGAACAUCUGAUCAUGGGUUUUCAUCCGAUCAGCCAAGAGGAGGGCUAAAAAAGAAAGGAGAGCGUGAAUCACCAUGGAAACAGCAAAGAAAGAGAGGCAAAUUGACAGCUGCAGAGACAGACAGAGCCCCUCCAGGAGGAGACUCAGCUGAGUACACUGAAGUUCCUCUGGGUUCUCUGGACAUCUCGGCUGCAGACAGCCUCACCCUGUCUCCUCACACAGAUGAUCGAGAGAUGGAGCGGAUGGAGGAGUUGCCGUUGUGUAGCUGUAGAAUGGAGGCUCCACGCGUGCACAAGCUUGCAACUAACACACAGCCAACCUGCAUGGCCAUCGAGAGCAUCAAUGGACAGCUCGUGGGCUGUACCAACUCCGUCGUAAAGGGGGAGACGAUGCGUCCGUCCAGCCGUGUCUCUCUCAUGGUGCUGUGUGAGACUCAUCGCGGUCAUAUGGUGAAACACCACUGCUGCCCGGGCUGUGGCUACUUCUGCCUCUCUGGGACGUUUCUGGAGUGUUGUCCGGACGUCCGGAUCGCUCAUCGCUUCCACCGCGGCUGUGUGUCUGUGCUGGGUGGUGGGCGGAGCCGGGGCAGCUCGUUGGGUGUCGGCCUGCUUUUCUGCCCCCAUUGUGGCGAGGACGCCUCUGAGGCACAGGAGGUCACCAUACCCCCGUCCUCAUCAUCGUCAGGGUCAGCCGUUGUCACGGCUACUGCCUCCUCCACCACUCCACUUCUCUCAUCUGCACUGGCAACAACCAACACAGCUCUUAGCAGCGAGAAGAGGACCGGGGAACCAAUCAGUGCGAGGAUGCACUGGCGGGGUGAGUUCAGGAAAGGGGCGGUGCCUCAGUCCACACCCCCUAAUGAGGCCACCGCUUCAGGGGUGGGUGGAGCCGAGGAUGUGGUUGCCUUGGGUGAUGGGGGUGUGGACAGUGUUGGCCCCUCCCUUGUCCUCCCCAAUGGAAAGCCAGUGUGUCCUGGCACACUUCCUGCUGGAGACAGCAGGACGGCACUGCAGAGAGCCAUUCUCAAUCAGGAGACUGAGAGGAAGAAGAAACUGCGGUUCCACCCACGUCAGCUCUAUCCUGCGGCCAAACAGGGCGAAGUCCAGAGGGUUCUGCUCAUGCUCAUGGAGGGUAUAGAGCCAGGGUAUCAGUCAGACUCUCAGAAUCGGCGCUGUGCUCUUCAUGCUGCUGCUCAGCGCGGCCUGCUAGAGAUCUGUUACCUGCUCAUACAGGCAGGUGCUAAAGUAGACACAGAGGAUAAGAGUCAGAGGACCCCACUGCUGGAGGCCAUCAUAAACAAUCAGGUGGAGGUGACCAGGUAUCUCAUACAGAGCGGAGCGUGUGUUUACCAUGUCGAGGAGGAUGGCUCCACAGGUCUCCAUCACGCUGCUAAACUGGGGAAUCUGGAGAUCGUCACGCUGCUGCUGAACACUGGACAGGUGGACAUUAACGCCAAGGACAGUGGUGGUUGGACUCCUAUAAUCUGGGCUGCUGAACAUAGACAUACUGAUGUGAUCAGAGCGCUGCUGAACCGAGGAGCUGACGUCACGCUGAAGGACAAGGAGAUGAACGUGUGUGUGCACUGGGCCUCGUUUGCUGGCUGUGCUGAGAUCGCUGAGCUGGUCCUGAAUGCUGGGUGUCCUCUGACCUCCGUUAACCUUCACGGGGACACGCCCCUGCACAUCGCUGCCCGCGAGGGACACAUCCACUGCGUCACGCUGUUCCUGUCCAGAGGGGCAGAUAUUGAUGUUGUGAAUAAAGAAGGAGACACACCCCUCUCCUUGGCACGACCUGAUUCGCCGGUGUGGGUGGCGCUCCAGAUAAAUAGGAAGUUGAGGAGAGGAAUAGCCAAUCGGAUUGUGCGGACGGAGAGGAUCAUCUGCAGUGACGUGGCGCAGGGUUAUGAGAAUGUGCCAAUCCCAUGUGUUAACGGUGUGGAUGAUGAAGACUGUCCGUCAGACUACAAAUACAUUGCAGAGAACUGUGAGACCUCCGCCAUGAACAUCGACCGCAACAUCACACACCUGCAGCACUGUAACUGUACUGAUGACUGCUCCUCCAGUAACUGCCUGUGUGGACAACUCAGCAUCCGCUGCUGGUAUGACAAGGAUCAGCGUCUGCUGCAGGAAUUUAAUAAGAUCGAGCCUCCUCUGAUCUUUGAGUGUAACCUCGCCUGCUCCUGCCACAAGACCUGCAAGAACAGAGUGGUACAGGCCGGAAUCAAAGUGCGCUUACAGCUCUACCGUACAGAGAAGAUGGGGUGGGGAGUCAGAGCUCUUCAGGACAUUCCUCAGGGGAGCUUCAUCUGCGAGUAUGUUGGCGAACUGAUCUCUGAUGCAGAAGCAGAUGUGCGGGAAGACGAUUCAUAUCUGUUUGAUCUAGACAAUAAGGAUGGGGAGGUGUACUGCAUUGAUGCACGUUACUAUGGUAACAUUAGUCGUUUCAUUAAUCACCUGUGUGAUCCAAACAUCAUCCCGGUGCGAGUGUUCAUGCUGCAUCAGGACCUCCGCUUCCCCCGGAUAGCUUUCUUCAGCUCCAGAGACAUCCUCACGGGCCAGGAGCUCGGGUUUGAUUACGGAGACCGUUUCUGGGACAUUAAGAGUAAGUACUUCACGUGUCAGUGUGGCUCGGAGAAGUGUAAACACUCGGCAGAGGCCAUCGCUCUGGAGCACAGCAGGCAGGCCCGCCUCGACUCCUUCCCAGAAUCGGCCACCGAACCCGGGUUCACCACACCAGGAAACUCCUAAACUCCUCUCCAGACCCAGUGACGCAAUGCGUUGUGGGAGUUGUCAGUACUGUACAGCUGUGUUGGCUGUUAAACACAUUUACGGCAAUGAAUUUUUCUGUUUGAUCCAUGCUGAUCUGCUCAGUUUGUAUAUAUUAUCAUAAGGACAAAAGAUCUGCUCUCAAUAAAUAUUGUUCCUAAUGCGCCCUCAUCCCCUUAACCCUCACUGAAGCCUUCUGGCCACCUUGUUUUUCAAGGUUGUAAGUGUACCAGCUCAUUGGUUAGAUGAAUGUUUGAGGCAGAACUUACCCAGAAGGCAUUGCUGUUGUCUGUCGCACUUUCAUUUACAUAUAGCAGAAACAGGAAAAAUAAAAUCAUUCAUGUUUCAUAACAUUUCCAUCUGAUUGUCGGUGUUCCGGUUCCUCCAGAUCAUCACACCGAGGGUUCUGGACCUCUGUCUAAUUAAGUGGUUCGGAUCGAGGGUUCUAGAGUGCUUACUGUUUGAGGGUUCUGGAGCACUUUUCGUGUUUUUCAGAGACUUCCUAAUCAAGAGGUUUUUGGAAUAAUCCCUGUUUGAGAGUUCUGGAACAGGUUUUGGUCUCGGGCUUUAGAAGACGUCCCGUUUAAAGGGUUCUGGAAUGCUUAUUGGUCAAUUAUUUCUAGACAACCUCCAGAUUACGAGGUUCUAGAAGACUUCCUCGUCAAAGUGUUUUCCAACACUUCCUGGUCUAGAGGUUCUACUGUAGAACACCUUAAGCCCUCAACCUUGAGAACAUUUCCUGAUCAAGAGGUUCUUGAACACAUGGGUGCAGAUGGAGUAGCAUUACUGAAUCUUGCUAGCAAGUAAUAUUACAAAGUUUCUAGCACAUUAGCCACUUAGCAGACCAGCCAGGAAGCUGGACAGAUAGCGAUCUAGCCGGUGUGCCUCAGUACAGCAUCUGGAAACCACAGAAGACGGUUUUAGCUUAGCCGUUCUGGUUCUGCACUGCGUGCUAACUUCUUGUGCUGCACGCUCGUAUGACGUAGCGGACACACUUCAUGGUCGUGACGGUAAGUGGACGAGGGUGCAUUAAAAGCAGUGUUAAACAUAUUUAUGUUGGCGAGUGCACUCUGUAGUGUGCACUAUGUAGUGUAUGAUGUAUGGAUUACUUCAUUAGCUGUUUGUUUGUUUGUUUGUUUCCUUUUUUUAAAUGAACUUUGAACUGUAUGAGUUUCCUGACGGUGACACAACUGAUUUUCUUACUAUUCUGUAGUUUGAAUAAAUAUUUGAUACAAC
This is a messenger RNA of Ictalurus punctatus (channel catfish), 4869 nucleotides long. RefSeq names its product euchromatic histone-lysine N-methyltransferase 2 (gene ehmt2). Gene Ontology annotation, molecular function: p53 binding; protein-lysine N-methyltransferase activity; zinc ion binding. The coding region runs from base 16 to 3615 and encodes 1199 amino acids. NCBI's taxonomy places the organism in Eukaryota, Metazoa, Chordata, Actinopteri, Siluriformes, Ictaluridae. The record is from RefSeq and is a predicted model, not a curated record. The transcript has 29 exons. Gene Ontology annotation, cellular component: nucleus.